GACUUGCUUCCCAAGUCUGUAGAUCUUUCGAGAAUCUUUCACAACCGAAUCAAUAUUUGAGCUCUGGAACCUUCCAGUCAUUUCUCCAGUACCUUCUAGCUUCUCCCAUUCACUCCCUUCAAAUAUCACUCACUCUCCCCUCCGAAUCGCUACACAACGAAUUUUCACUAUUCACUCUCUCUACUCUCAAACAAUCGUGAAUCGUUUCCUUCCAAUCUCUCAAAUGGCUUCUUCUGUUGCAGUCAAGCGAAUUUUCUCCUCAGGCCUCCUCUCCAGGUCUCUCCGUCCUGUUGCCUCUUCCGCUUCCCGUUCAUUCAACACCAACGCCAUGCGCCAGUACGACGAACGCUCCGAUGAUUCCAAUGUUGCCGAUUCUCGUCGUGCCGAUCGCUCUUUCCCUCGCACUCGCCGCGACGAUUUCCUCUCAGGUAACGUGUUUGAUCCGUUUUCUCCAAGUAGGAGUCUGAGCCAGGUGCUGAACAUGGUGGAUCAGUUGAUGGACAAUCCAUUCCUCUCUGCUUCACGUGGGAUUGGUGCCGGUGGAGCUCGACGCGGCUGGGAUGCGAAAGAGACAGAGGAUUCUCUGCUUCUUCGUUUGGAUAUGCCUGGACUUGGUAAGGAAGAUGUGAAGAUCUCUGUUGAACAGAAUACCCUUACUAUUAAAGGUGAAGGUGCUAAAGAAAGUGAGGAAGAUGAAGAAGGUGCACGUCGAUUCUCUAGCAGAAUUGAUUUGCCUGAGAAGCUUUACAAGAUUGAUCAGAUUAAAGCUGAGAUGAAAAACGGUGUGCUUAAGGUUGUUGUGCCUAAGAUGAAGGAAGAGGAGAGGAAUGAUGUGAUUAAUGUCAAUGUCGAGUAGUAGGUCAAGGUUUUUCUUUUAUUGGUUAUUUUCACUAAGACAUUUUGUUAGUUCUGCACUAGUUGAUGGAUCUAGGUUUUGUUGGUGAGUUAUGUUGCUAUGUUAAAGCUUUUGAGACCUUAGCUUUUCAUUGUAAUAAUCGUUUUUAAAGUAAUGAGUUGAGUUUUUUUUUUUU
Medicago truncatula (barrel medic) is the source of this 1031-nucleotide messenger RNA. RefSeq names its product heat shock 22 kDa protein, mitochondrial. NCBI's taxonomy places the organism in Eukaryota, Viridiplantae, Streptophyta, Magnoliopsida, Fabales, Fabaceae. Bases 224 to 856 code for a protein of 210 amino acids. The transcript has 2 exons. The record is from RefSeq and is a predicted model, not a curated record.